Molecule: messenger RNA, 1014 nt
Organism: Closterium sp. Naga37s-1
Lineage: Eukaryota; Viridiplantae; Streptophyta; Zygnematophyceae; Desmidiales; Closteriaceae
Source: the annotation of a GenBank genome assembly
AUGCGCGUUCCGGCGUGUCCCUGCGUCCCCGAGCCGUCGCCUGGAGUGCCUCCGCUGCUGCGGCGCAGCCGAACCGAAGGAACGUGCGAGACAGAGUCACUCGAUUACGCCAUCACCCCUAAUGAUGAUUCAGCAGCGUUGAAUCUUGGUGGGGCCAUGACACACGGUGCAGCGCCGCAUGCGGCGCGCCAGGGCUCGAAAGAGCCGUUCCAGGACUCUGGGAGAGCAAGCAGAGCAGCAUCGCAAGGGCCGUUCAAGAACUCUGGGAGACGCAGGACGCUGAGAGGUGAUUCCUGCAGAAGCUUCUCGGAAGGGUGCAUCCCCAUUGUCCCGGACACUGUGGGAAGUCUGGUCACUACUAGAUCCAAGGGGAGUGCGCCCCACUUUGUGCCUGCCUCAGAGCAUCGGCUAUUCUCCGGCCUUGACAAUGACCCGCCUCGCUUCCACCGCUCCUCCAUGUCCUUCUCGCAGCUGCCGCACCCUUCGACUCAAGGAGAGGUCGUGAUGGAAAUGCCGGUGCAGGCAGGACCUGCACGGGAACUUCCAGUGCACAAGCUUGAGAAUGACAAUGGCCCGCGUCCCUUCCACCGCUCCUCCAUGUCCUUCUCCCAACUGCAGCACCUGUCGACGGAAAUGUUGGUGCGAUCGGAAACUGCAGAGGAGCUUCCAGUGCAGACGCUGUCAGCUCAGCAAGUGCGAACAGAGGAGCUGCCAACACAGCAGCUGACAACACAGCACCUGCCAACGCAGCAACUGCCAACGCAGCAACUGCCAACGCAGCAACUGCCGACACAGCAACUGCCAACGCAGCAACUGCCGACACAGCAACUGCCAACGCAGCAACUGCCGACACAGCAACUGCCAACGCAGCAACUGCCGACACAGCAACUGCCAACGCAGCAACUGCCAGUGCAAAAGGUGGCAGCAGCAGCUGAGGUUGCCGGGGCAGGAAAGGCGACGGUGCAUGCAUCAGCUGCUUCCAAAUUGGGAGCCAUGGGCAGAGAGGAGGCAUGA